Messenger RNA from Trichobilharzia szidati, 213 nucleotides. NCBI's taxonomy places the organism in Eukaryota, Metazoa, Platyhelminthes, Trematoda, Strigeidida, Schistosomatidae. The record is from the annotation of a GenBank genome assembly.
AUGAAAAUUCCAGUAACAAAACCUUUGUUAGCUGCAGAUGAUCACUAUGAAGUACCCAAACUCAGGAAUACCAAUAACUUCAUGUGUCCCAUAGGUUUAUACAAUAAAAUACUUGAAUGCUGGAAUAUUCUACCAGAAAAGAGACCUUCAUUUAAUUCAUUACACUGUUUUAUCAAUGAAAUGUUAUCGAAAGAAACUGAAGCUAAUUUUUAA